GUAGAAGCAGCUUUUGAAGGCAACUCAGAAUUCGAUAGUGUGAGAGUGGCUGCAUUUUUAAUCCUGUGUGUCUCUGUCUCACUCUUACAUGGAUGCCCUUUUGGCCUGCCUAUCUGAUAAGCAGAUCAAUGGGUUCUUUUGCCUCAAAUAUUAACCAUGGUGGAGGGGAGCAACAAUUGCCCUUAGUUCAAGGUGAUUAUACUUGUUGCAGCAGCAAUGAUGUGAUAAGUGUUGUUGAGACAUCACAGAAGAGAGAUGUGGAGUCUGAAAUGCAGUCCCAUUUUGGGAGGGAGCCAAAAGAUAUACUCAAUUCUCAAGUAGAACAAUGCCCAGUGCAUGACGAAGUCAUGAAGUUUAUAAAUCAUAUUCUUUGGAAGGUCCUAGAUAUGUGGUCUCUGAAACAAUCUGGCUUUACAAGCGCAAGUGCUCAAGAUCCUGAGGAGUUGGAAGGAAGAUCCGGCAACUAUGAGAUUUGAUUCUGCGGGAUCUGCUGAUGCUUUGGCAUUUACUUUGCAAUAUCUUCAAAUAAUAAAGUGCCUUGCAAAGAUUUAGGAACAUUUCCCCUAAGAGAAACUGGCAUGUUCUCGUGCAAUGGGAGGAUUAGACUAUAAACUGGCAAACCUUGAUCGGAGGAUUAAAGAAUUUAGGAGUCAAUUCAUAGGGUUUUCUCCAUAAGAGGAAUUGAAUGUCUUGGAGCUAAUGUUAGUGACUUGUGUCCUCAGGCUGUGUAAACUUGACAUAGGCUGUCACAUUCUUUCAUCGAAGAGGUUGACUGCAAUACUUUCACAUAUUGAGUCUCUCCUUAAAGAAAGCUCUGUCAUGCGAUCCAUCUUCGUGGUUGAACUCAGGAAAUUGUCAUCUGAAGUUGGCACCUCCAUAAAUGAAGCCUCCCAGGGUGCAUUGGAGUUUUGCAAGUGUCUGAAAUUCUUCUCCCUGAACCAGUUCGUAUGUUGUGGAACAAUCAGACAUGUACGAGCUGAGCUAAGUAUUCUCAAUAAUGACUUUAAACACCCACUUCCUUUUGUUUCAAGACUAGCAGUAGGUGUUAAGUGUGAUAUCACUCUCCACAAUAUCACCAGUGAUAAAAGGUUGUGGCUGAGCAUGACCAUGAAUGAUGAUGGUUUGCUGCAGUAUGUUCUUCUAGAUUAGAGGCUGUUUGAAGGCUCUAGAGGGGUGAGGAAUUCUGCAUUUGUUGCUCCCUUUCAUGGAACCCCAAAGGCUCGUUCUUUCAGCCUGAGGUUUGGAAUGUAUAGGUUGAGGGUAUGUAUAGGUUUGCGAUGUUCAUUUGAGGAUGCUAUUCCAAGGCAAACUUGUGGAGGGCCAAGACAUGAACUUACUUUUCUUUGUCCCGAAAAAGUUUAUCUUUCCAAUGUACUAAAGACUAAAUAACAUUCCCUGCAAUAAAACAUUAAUUUAUAGUGUUGUUUUUUGUGGGGUGAAA
Prosopis cineraria is the source of this 1441-nucleotide messenger RNA. RefSeq lists its product as uncharacterized. NCBI's taxonomy places the organism in Eukaryota, Viridiplantae, Streptophyta, Magnoliopsida, Fabales, Fabaceae. The transcript is spliced from 3 exons. The record is from RefSeq and is a predicted model, not a curated record. Bases 93 to 476 code for a protein of 127 amino acids.